CUCGGUGUGCGACCUGGGCGGAUAUCAUGCAAGAUAUGAAGGGAUCGAGGUCCCUGCGCGUUUGCGUGAAGAGACCACUCCUUUCGAUCAUCCUUCCUAAAGAAACGACUCGUUACAUGACAGCUGAAGCAUGUCAUCCGAACGACACAACACCAUGAAAACUCAGCGUAGCAGACCGAGUUCCCCCAAGACUUUGACAGCUGCGUUUUCACACAUCGCAAAUGAUGCUGCCCAGCGUAUAUACAGGAUCGCUUCCAACUUGACGCACGCGAUAUUCGGUGCCGUCCUGUUGAUACCCGCCGUAUCAGCCGACAGUGAUUCUGUCACAGGAUACGUCAAUCUGAACAGUUCCGAGCCAACUUACGAACCGUUCACAGCGCGACCUGUGGACAACAGUACAUUUGAUGGUCAGAAGAUAUUGGCCGAUGUCAACAACUUCCUCUCCAGUGACGGUAUCAAAUACAGACUCUGGAGCGAUCGCGCCGCCCAGAUUCGCGCCGGUAACAGAGGCGAAUGUGUUGGCAACCUCUCACUCGCACUGAGUGGACUGGGCGCGGCAUAUCAAGCAAGCGCUGCUGGCGCGACAACACUCUUGACUCUUCUUCCCACUGCGGGUGCUUUGAUCGGCACGCCAACGAAAGAGCUAUGGAUUUUAUAUAAGCUCAUGCCCGUUGCGGGAAUCUUCUCUAUGGUCUUAUCUCUUGGCGGUAACAUCGUUCCGUCCACCGUCAAUGACUAUGAGAGCAUAGACUCUGACCCUCUGAAUUACAAUGCCGAGAUGGCAGUGGUUCCAGAUAGUGAAGAUAAAGAAGCUUUCGAGGACGCGCUUGAAGAACGCUUGAAGGGCGUUCAUGAACACGAAAAACGCUUCCAUAUCUUCGCCCAUCGCGUUGCGGAACGAGCCCAGCUCCGUCACGGCAAGCGUAGGAGCGGUGUCUUCACGUUUGGCAUGAUCUCACAAGUGUUGCUCAUCACCAUCAUCUUGGUGGCAUGUUGGUUCAUGCAAUCAGGUGCGAUCGUGGUGUGGUGGUGUGAGUUCAAACCGUUUAUGUGGUCUUGGUACGUUUGUGUUGCGAUCAGCUCCAUCAUCGACUCCAUCGCCGGUGUCCCAUUCACCAAACAGUGGACAGUUCGCGUCUCUCGUGCGCCCAAGAUUGAAGUCAGCGACGAUGCACCAUGGGUAAUCCCUGAUCCUGAGCACCCUGCUGCCACGACUCCUCGGCGGACAAGCUACAAAAAUCCUUCAGUAUCCGAAGACCCCGUCCUUGAAACGUCAGAAGGUUUCGAACUCCAACCGAAUCGGCAUACAUCCAAUUUUGGAGGCAGCUUCAACGGCUAUUCCAAUCCACGUUAUACAUCAGUCUCUCAGCAAUACCGCCAACCCUUCAUUCCACGUGGAUCAAUCAUCGAAGGUCUACAGAAGGGGUACAACACCACCGGCCGUAUUGUCCUGCAAAGCAACAAAGGCUGGUCCGCCGCCAACGAUGCCUUUUACGUCAUCAUCGGCGUCCGAGGCGUUUCCAACGCUCAUGCUAUCCUGCGGAUCUUCUCCAAAGUCCUAUCCAUCGGCGUCUACACUGUCGGCACGGCCAUGUUCGCCUCCAGUACGCUGACCACCAUCCUCCUCAUGAGGGAUCGACCUUUGCUGAACGCGCUGGCCAAGGACAAUCGUGAAGCCGAGAUGUAUAUCGAGGCGAUGCUGCGUCAGCCAGAUAUGGUGUUCGAAAUCCUCGACCAUGUCAUCAUCGAUGGCCGCUGCGUCAAGAGGCUCAAUUGGUUCCGUUGGAGCAAGGUGUUUGGUGUCAUGGCCCCGCCGUUUGAUAUCACGAAACUGGUCGUGCCCGGAGUGUUUCAUGGCGUUUGAGAAGAUAUGGACUUCGCGAAAUGGAUUUUGUGGAUUGAACAUUUUAUCAGGAUUAUUUUUUAAAUGUACCCAAGGGAAUCAAUCAACAAAUAUGGAUGCAGACACGACAUCAUUUCACAACAUCCGCAAACCUGCAGCGCAAAUCGUCUCCUUGUCAUGCCUGAAUUUCUCCUUGAUCCUCAAUUCGUCCCAGUAAUUCCAUCCGACCCUCGAUCAUCACAGUGCUCUUGGGUCGCCUUCUCACCACGCAACCUGUUCCAGAAAGAAAGCAUCCCUCU
Molecule: messenger RNA, 2142 nt
Organism: Dissoconium aciculare CBS 342.82
Lineage: Eukaryota; Fungi; Ascomycota; Dothideomycetes; Mycosphaerellales; Dissoconiaceae
Exons: 6
Coding region: 131-1864 (577 amino acids)
Source: RefSeq, a predicted model, not a curated record